Molecule: messenger RNA, 621 nt
Organism: Neurospora tetraspora
Lineage: Eukaryota; Fungi; Ascomycota; Sordariomycetes; Sordariales; Sordariaceae
Exons: 2
Coding region: 1-489 (162 amino acids)
Source: RefSeq, a predicted model, not a curated record
AUGGCAGUAAACUCCUACCCAGGCGAGCAAGGUAACUACCGCCACCAGAAGAAGACCUCAUCAGACCAGUCUUCUGGUGGCGGUACGACAUCGAACGCACAGCCUCAGGCUGCAGGUCAUGCAUCGCUGCCGCAGAACCCUUUGAGGGACAACGGCCCUCAGGCUCAGUCACCUGCCGGCUACGGCUCCCAGAUGGGUUACAAUCUGGAGUCUGACCCGAGCCCCAAAGAAGCUCGAGUCGCCGUCUCGGGCGAAGGACGAAAUAGCCGCCUGACGCUAGGGGUCUGGGACACCGCCGUCACCUUCCGCGUCGGCUUGCUGGCUUCUCUGCGCAGCCGCAAGCUCAACUCCCAGACCAUCGGUCGGGUGUUGUGGUUACCGCCAGCCACAACCCUGCUGUCGACAGUGGUGCCAAGGUCGUUGAGAGACCUCAGGGGCGAGAUGCUCGAGGAGGAGGGCAGGAGAGUAAGGGGGAGGAAGAAUGGUUGAGAGUGAAGGAAUGCGGAAUUGUGGAAUAAGAGUGUUGUCUUGGGGUUCGCUCGAUGCGCAUGUGGAUCAGUCUUGUAUAUAUCGAGCGCUAGUCUUUCUUCUUCUUCUUCUUCUUCAAUCAACAAGUUCAAU